Centropristis striata (black sea bass) is the source of this 6004-nucleotide messenger RNA. It is a transcript of the gene sim1a, whose product is annotated as SIM bHLH transcription factor 1a. The record is from RefSeq and is a predicted model, not a curated record. The transcript is spliced from 12 exons. Gene Ontology annotation, molecular function: protein dimerization activity; DNA-binding transcription factor activity, RNA polymerase II-specific; RNA polymerase II transcription regulatory region sequence-specific DNA binding. NCBI's taxonomy places the organism in Eukaryota, Metazoa, Chordata, Actinopteri, Perciformes, Serranidae. Bases 378 to 2663 code for a protein of 761 amino acids. Gene Ontology annotation, biological process: regulation of transcription by RNA polymerase II.
GUGGAUGCGCUGAGAUCCAUAAAAUCACACUGGAUCAAAGAUAUGCGGAGCUUUUAGGAGAUUCUGCCGCAACACUCUGAAGCCCAACAGGCGUCUGUUCCGCCAACUGUUGACUCUGCGCUGAGGGCCCAACAUUCCCCGGAACACCAGGUGUGAUGGACCCCAGGGUGCGCUGAGCCCUCCAAUGGGCUGACCCAAGCGCCACUAUAAUCCCCCGAAAUCCAGGAAUUAGCCGCCCCCUGCUCCAACACCUGGAUAUAUGGGAAUGUGUUGUGGAUUUUAGGCCGACCAGAGGGACAAAUCUACUUUCAUGUGCCAUGAGACACCUGGACACUGAGUGACCGCCGCGGGACUAACAGAGAGACAGAGACACCAACAUGAAGGAGAAAUCUAAAAAUGCUGCCCGGACUCGACGGGAAAAGGAAAAUAGUGAAUUUUAUGAACUGGCCAAACUAUUGCCACUUCCCUCCGCCAUCACCUCCCAACUGGAUAAAGCCUCAAUCAUCCGGCUCACAACAAGCUACCUGAAGAUGAGAAUAGUCUUUCCUGAUGGUCUUGGGGAGUCCUGGGGUCAUGUGAGCUGCAGCACUUCUUUGGAUGGAGUCAGCCAGGAAUUAGGCUCUCAUCUCUUACAGACAUUAGAUGGCUUCAUUUUUGUGGUUGCUCCAGAUGGGAAAAUAAUGUACAUAUCAGAAACAGCAUCAGUCCACUUGGGCUUGUCGCAGGUAGAGUUGACAGGAAACAGCAUUUAUGAAUACAUCCAUCCAGCAGACCAUGAUGAAAUGACAGCUGUCCUCACAGCACACCAGCCUUACCAUUCACACUUCGUUCAUGAAUAUGAGAUGGAACGCUCCUUCUUUCUGCGAAUGAAAUGUGUCCUUGCUAAAAGAAAUGCUGGUCUUACCUGUGGAGGCUACAAGGUGAUCCACUGUAGCGGCUACCUGAAGAUCCGUCAGUACAGCCUGGACAUGUCUCCAUUUGACGGCUGCUAUCAGAACGUUGGGCUGGUAGCUGUUGGUCACUCGUUACCACCUAGCGCCGUCACUGAGAUCAAACUGCACAGCAACAUGUUCAUGUUCAGAGCAAGCCUAGACAUGAAGCUCAUCUUUCUAGACUCACGGGUUGCAGAGCUGACAGGCUAUGAGCCUCAGGAUCUAAUUGAGAAGACUCUCUAUCACCAUGUCCACAGCUGUGACUCCUUCCACUUGCGAUGUGCUCAUCACUUGUUGCUGGUAAAGGGUCAGGUCACCACUAAGUACUACCGUUUCUUGGCCAAGCCUGGCGGCUGGGUCUGGGUUCAGAGUUAUGCAACUAUUGUACACAACAGCCGCUCAUCCCGUCCUCACUGCAUCGUCAGUGUCAACUAUGUUCUCACGGAGACAGAGUAUAAAGGCCUCCAGCUUUCUCUGGACCAGGCUACGUCCAAGGUCUCUUUCCCCUACAACAGCAGCACUGCCAGCCUUCCGGAGAACUGCAGAACUCCCAAGAGCAGAGUGUCCCGGCCCAAGACCAAAGCUAGACUCUCACCAUACACACAGUAUCCUAGUUUCCAGACGGAGCGGUCAGAGUCUGACCAGGACAGUCCAUGGGGCAGCAGCCCCCUCACCGACUCCGCCUCCCCUCAGCUGCUGGAGCAGAGUGAAGGCCUGGACGCCUCUUGUGUGUACAGGCAGUUCACUGAUCCCCGCACGCUCUGUUACAGCUUGUCAGAAGAGCACCAUCACACUAUCAGCAACGGCUACACACACCUCCAUGCACACGGUCAAGGCCAGAGUUGCGAGCGAGGGCGAUGUGAGGCAGGGCGAUAUUUUCUAGGAGCACCUCCGCCUGGCAGGGACUCGUGGUGGGGCGGCACCCGGUCCAUCAUGCCACUGAGCAAGAACUCGUUGGAGAACCACGAGGGAUAUGACAGCAGUGUGCCGCACAUCGCAGCCAUCCACAGCUACAAUGGCCGGGGCCACUGGGAGGAGGAUAGCGUGGUCAGCUCUCCAGAUGGAGGCUCAGCCAGUGACUCAGGGGAUCGAUACCAAGCAGACCACUAUCAAUGUAGCCCGCAGGAACCCAGCAAGAUCGAGACGCUGAUCAGAGCCACGCAACAGAUGAUCAAGGAAGAAGAAAGUCGACUUCAGCUGCGCAAGGGCCCUCUGGAUGCCCCACAGGGGCCCGCUAAUGGGCUGCCCAAGGGUCCAUGUUUCACCCCUGAGUACACUCAAGGAUCCCUGCCACUACAGACCGGGGUGUGUCGAGGUUUGAGUCAGGGGGCCAGUCCUGCACCGAGCCCUGCCCCCUUGUCCAGGCUCAGCAGUCCAGGCACUGAGCGCCUUCACAAGUCCAAAGACUGCCUCCCAACCGACUUGUCCCCCCUUACUUUGCCAUUAUACCACCCGUUUGUUCGGCCAGGUCCAUGCUCAGUUUCACCUACCUCGGCCCCAGCCCUCUACCCCUCCCAUACCAGCCCACGACCCUACUUGGAUAAGCAUAAAGCUUACUCCCUGACAGGCUACGCUCUGGAGCACCUCUAUGACCCAGAGAGCCUCCGGGGCUACUGCACCUCCGCCAGCACGGGCCCCACCCACUAUGAUGUCACCCCUCACCUCCGCAUGCCAGCAGAGCAGACCCCUGGACAUAAAGGUACUUCUGUCAUUAUCAGCAAUGGCAGCUAACACUUAACUAACACACAGUGGACCCAUCAUACAGCUUGAGCUGGUUAACUCAGUUACAACAUGAAGCCAUCAUUAUUCUGGAUCCUGUUUUUCCAUCAUACAAAUCGCUUUCUUCAACUUGAAAAGUUGUUGCUUCAUUAUAGAAUGAAAAAUAGUCACAAAAAAAGUUCCUGAAGUCUGCAAAAGAACAUGUUAGUGCAUGUAUCUCUGAAUGGAUACUAUGAGAAUAUUCUUGAAAACAAGAGAAUUACAUAAUUAUAGCAAUGCCUGUAAUUCUGGUAAAUAUUGCUGUUGUAAUGCAGCUUUCAUCUAAGAUUGACUUUAUGUUAGAGACCCAAUUAGAAAGGGACCUAAACAUAGUUGGACCUCAUUGGACUACAAUAAGUACUUCUUUAAGAUUAGGGGACCUUCGCGGUUUGGGUUCAAAUUACUUCUAUAUUAAGGUAAGAGGACCUUCACAUUAUGGUCAGAAUACAGUAAUAACCCUGUAGUUAGGAUGUCCGUUUGAAACAGAAACACUGUACUGACAGAGCGCUGUUGUGAAAUUUGUUGUUGUGACAGCUUAAAUUGUUGUCCCUCAAUAAUAACAUCACCUUACUUCCUCCUCUGCUUGUCAUAAAUGUCAUUAUAACAUUAUUACAGCUGCUAAAGGGCUUUGUUACUUAAACACAGACUUCGUAGUUUUGGGGCACUCUGAUGAAAAAGCUGAUGCUGUCGCUCCUGUUCAUUUCCGUGCAGGUAUGUUAUCUUAAUGAUAUCACUCAGUGUUUUUUCUGUUAUUUUAUUUAUUAAGGAUAUUUAGGGCCCGAGCACUAACAGUGCAAGGACCCUAUUGAAAUUGGUCCUUAUAUUAUAACGGCAAAUGAAUCACGUUUUUGAGGGCUUUAUCAUAUUCCAAAACUCACCAAACUUGGGACAAAAUUCAAUCUCGCCCAAAAUUUACGUAUUGCAUCGGUUUCAGAAAUGGGUGUGGCAAAAUGACCUACUAGCGCCCCCUAGAAUUGAGCCCCUAAAACAGGUUUGUCGUAGAGACACCAAAUUUGGUACAUACAUGUAGAAGAUGCACCAAAAAGUUUCAAGAAGCCAUACCCAAAAAUGAACAGGAAGUCGGCUAUCCCACGCCACAUACUUAAAUGAACUCCUCCUACAGAUUUAAUCUGAUCAACUUCGAACUUGUUCAGUACAAUCACAAGGCCUUUGAGAUAAAAAAUGAUUUAAAGCUUGAGGACUGUCACAUUAUGUGGCCCUGGCAUGGCGGCAAAAUAUAGCGUUUUGGCAUAAAACACGAGACUGUAUAACUUUUUUUAUUUUUUAAAAAUUAUGUUUUAUUGGUGAAAUGAUGAAACAAACAAGGUGACACGAGGGACAAAUACAAUACACCAUGUGGACCACAAGUAAAGACAGUAUAUAACACAAUAAAAAUAAAUAGGCAAACAAAGCAAGAAGCACAAAUGCGAGAAGAGAGGGAAGAGGAAAGAAAAAAGAAAAAAGAAAUAAAAAGAAUUAAUAAAUAAAAAAGAUAAAAUAAGAAAAUAAACAAUAUAUAAUAUAAUAACACAGGGGGACACGAGACAUCACAACGCAAUAAAGCUUGAUGCGAUACAGCACAACAUCUUACACAAUAACACGGUGCAAGAUCAUAAACAUGAUCAACCCAACAUAAACCAACACAUCAUGACAAUGACAACCAUAACAACAACAUAUGCUGCAGUGAGGAGCGAGGCCAGACCAGUAUAACUGAAUAACUUGACCAUACAUUGUCCGAUCUGCCUCAAACUUGUCAAGCAUGAUGCUAUCACUGAACAGUUCUACAUAACAAUAUUUCAUAAAGUCCCACCCCUUUUGAUUAGCCACGCCCCCUUUCCCCAACUAAUGAACCGUUUGUCAGUGUACUCAGCAGAGAGUCCUAGAUUGCCUCGCCUCUUCAGCGAUCGCUGGACCGGUGUGGCUGGCUCCCCUGACAGCUCCACACUGCUCGGGCCUGUUUAUCGCUGCUUGCAGCUUUAAUUUAUUUUAUUUUUUAAAUUUACAUCUUUUUGUGAAAAUUCUUAAGAAUGAAUAGUUUAUUGCUCUUUGUAAGGGUGUACUUGCAUUAUCAACCCAUAUAUUGUCAUCAAAUCAGCGACAUAAAUUGUUCUUAAAAUUACAAUAAUAUUGUUUAUCGCAAUAAUUUCUGGGACAGUAUAUUGUCAAAAAUAGAAAUCGUGACAGGCUUAAAUUCAACCUUUUUCUGCAAAUAUUUGGUUAUAGAUACAGAGGGCUUUAUGUUUAGAGGGGAAAUCUAAGACACAUUUAAGUAAAAAAAAUACUUCAGGUCAGAAUCGAUCGGUAUGAUGGAAAAAAUGGAAAACAGCUGAGUAGAGUUGUCUGAGUUUUGCUUUAACAUCCAAGCCAGUGUGUGUAACUUUUUGCACUAUAAGAGAUGGAGAUUUUGUGAAGAGGUCUCCUUGUUUUUAAAGCAUUUAGAUGAGGAAAAAUGAGAGGAUUGGGUAUGGUCGCUUUGCAGUGAUGCAGAGCACAGGCUGGCCCUGAAAUAAAGUCUAUGUCAUGUUCACAGACUAAUAUGCAAAGCCAUUCUCGAAAAGUUUCUUUUCUCUCAGUUUUGGUAUCAUGCAGGACAGUAAAUGCAGUGAAGAAAGAUUAAUUGAUGAGGUCAGAAGCAUGGAAACUGAAAGGAUUGUUGGAUAUAUUUUAAUGGGUGACUCAGGACACCUGCUGCUUUGAUAUUUGAUCUAUUAUUUGUUGGGCAAGACAAUAAAAUUACCUGAUCACGUAUACAUUUAACAGCAUUUUUUUUUUUCAAAAAUCAGAACCUUAAGUAUCGUCAAAGGAAAUAACAGAAGAUAUGGGACAAAUUGUAUUGUUUUUGAAUCCUGAUAUCUGACCAUAGGAAGACUGACAGACCAUAUGCAAUUUAACCCGUUGGAAAGUCAGGUAAAGCAGCUCGAUUGUGUUCAUUAUGACGAAUCCAUGAAGCAGCUGUUAACUAUUGUUAUGUGGGCAUGUUUGAUCAACAGGCUCCAGGUUUUCUCUUGGAUCUUAUUCUCCAUGUCCUCCUCAGUCCUUAGAUGAACUUAUAUUUAUACAAGUUUGAUUUAUUUUUUAUUUUUGUCAAAGCCUGAAAUGUGCUCCAUCUCUUAAAGUUAUUUAUGGUGUAAUGUAAAUAUGCUCAGAAAGGAAAAUCUCACCACAUUUAAGCACAUGGGCAAAAACUGUAUUUAUUGAGUAAAUGUUUCUUUAUGAUUUUUGAAAUAUCAAAUCCAGUCUGCCUGUAUAUUGAGUGUGUUUUUGACUGAAGCAAAUUCUAAAAGAGGACAAAAUAAAAUCAUUUUGCAGCGAUG